CUCUUUUCUUCUUUUUAAAAACGAACUGUGCUCUUCUGCUGGUCCUUUGAACUUGGUUUGGUGAGGAGUGGACUUCUCCUGCAGCAGAGGACUUGGCAAAGCCACCCAGCAAAAUGAAACGACUCACGUGCUUUCUCAUCUGGCUCUUUGUUUCUGAAGCACGAGCCUUCGAAAUCCCCACCAGUAGACUUCCAGAAUUUGCAGAAUAUGGAGAUCUUGUGGAACUGGCCCCAGGCAAAUUCCAGUUUGUGCCAGAGAACCGGAGGUAUCAGAGAAGUGUUUCUGGAGAAUCUGGAGAAAUAGUGGAAGAUGUUGAUCAAGUGACUCUUUAUAGCUAUAAAGUGCAGUCCACUAUCACUUCUCGCAUGGCCAGCACCGUCAUCCAGGCCAGAGUGGUGAACAACUCCCCACAGCCUCAGAAUGCCGUGUUUGAUGUUCAGAUUCCCAAAGGAGCUUUCAUCUCCAACUUCUCGAUGACUGUAGACGGCACGACUUUCACGAGCUCCAUCAAGGAGAAGACUGUGGGCCGAGCUCUCUACUCACAGGCGAGAGCAAAAGGCAAGACUGCUGGCUUAGUGAGGGGCAGGGCUCUUGACAUGGAGAACUUCAAAACCGAGGUAAACAUCCUCCCUGGAGCAAAGGUGCAGUUUGAGCUUCAUUACCAGGAAGUGAAGUGGAGGAAGCUGGGAUCCUAUGAACACAGGCUUCACCUGCAGCCAGGACGGCUGGCCAAACACUUGGAGGUAGACGUGUGGAUUAUUGAGCCUCAAGGAAUGAGGUUUCUUCAUGUUCCUGACACAUUUGAUGGCCAUUUCGAUGGUGUUCCAGUCAUAUCUAAAGGACACCAGAAGGCACACAUCUCCUUCAAGCCCACAGUUGCACAGCAAAGAAAAUGCUCCAGCUGCUCAGAGACUGCGGUGGAUGGGGAGCUGGUGGUGAUGUAUGACGUGAACAGAGAGGAGAAGGCUGGUGAACUUGAGGUAUUUAAUGGCUACUUUGUCCACUAUUUUGCUCCUGACAAUAUGGACCCGAUUCCCAAAAACAUCCUCUUUGUCAUAGAUGUUAGCGGCUCAAUGUGGGGGAUAAAAAUGAAACAAACAGUGGAAGCCAUGAAGACCAUUUUGGAUGACCUAAGAGCUGAAGACCAGUUCUCUGUGGUGGAUUUCAACCACAAUGUUCGAGCCUGGAGAAAUGAUCUAGUCUCAGCUACCAAAACACAGACUGUGGAUGCAAAGAAGUAUAUUGAGAAAAUCCAGCCCAGUGGAGGCACAAAUAUCAAUGAAGCACUCCUGCGGGCCAUCUUCAUUUUGAAUGAAGCCAAUAACUUGGGAUUGUUGGACCCCAACUCAGUCUCGCUGAUCAUUUUGGUCUCUGAUGGUGACCCAACAGUGGGUGAACUAAAAUUGUCAAAAAUCCAGAAAAACGUGAAACAGAACAUACAAGACAACAUCUCCUUGUUCAGCUUGGGGAUAGGAUUUGAUGUUGAUUAUGACUUUUUGAAGAGACUGUCCAAUGACAACCGUGGAAUUGCUCAAAGGAUUUAUGGGAACCAGGAUACUUCUUCCCAGCUCAAAAAAUUCUACAACCAGGUCUCUACUCCUUUGCUCCGGAAUGUUCAGUUCAACUAUCCCCAUAUGUCAGUCAUGGACGUCACUCAAAACAGUUUCCAUAACUAUUUUGGAGGCUCAGAGAUUAUGGUGGCAGGAAAAGUUAACCCUGAUAAAUUGGAUCAAUUACAGAGCAUUAUCACAGCAACUUCGGCUAACACAGAGUUAGUCUUAGAAACUCUGGCCGAAAUGGAUGACUUGGAGGAUUUUCUAUCAAAAGAUAAGCAUGCAGAUCCUGAUUUCACCAGGAAACUGUGGGCCUAUCUGACAAUCAACCAACUUCUAGCUGAGAGAAGCCUGGCUCCUACAGCUGCAGCCAAAAGGAAAAUUACAAGAACAAUCCUGCAGAUGUCUCUGGAUCAUCACAUCGUGACCCCGCUCACUUCGAUGGUGAUUGAGAACGAAGCAGGAGAUGAGCGCAUGCUGGCGGACUCGCCUCCGCAAGAUCAUUCUUGCUGCUCAGGUGCCCUGUAUUAUGGCAGCAAAGUUUCUCCAAGUUCAGUUCCAUCCUGGGCCAACCCUGCACCAACAGCAAUGAUCCCAAUGCCCGUGAUAGGAGCGCCAGUGGUUGAGACAACUCCUCCUACGCACGUGAUGAGAGUUGAAAAUGACCCACACUUCAUCAUUUACCUACCAAACAGCCAAAAGAAUAUUUGUUUCAAUAUUGACUCAGAGCCUGGAAAAAUCCUCAACCUUGUUUCUGAUCUGGAAUCAGGGAUUUUGGUCAAUGGACAGCUCGUUGGUGCCAAGAAGCCCAAGAAUAAAAAACUAAGCACCUAUUUUGGAAAACUGGGAUUUUAUUUCCAGAGUGAAGACAUGAAAAUAGAAAUCAGCACAGAGAACAUCACCCUGAGCCGGGGCUCUCACAGGUCCAGCUUGUCCUGGUCUGACACAGCUCACGUCAUUAAUCAGAGGGUGCUUGUCUCAGUGAAGAAGGUGAGGACUGUGACCAUCACCCUGGACAGAGAAAUGUCCUUCUCUGUUUUACUUCAUCGUGUUUGGAAGAAGCAUCCAACCAACGUAGACUUUCUGGGGAUCUAUAUUCCCCCCACAAACAAGUUUUCACCUAACGCACAUGGACUAUUAGGCCAGUUUAUGAAUGAGCCAAAGAUACAUAUCUUCAAUGAACGCCCGGGUAAGGACCCUGCGAAGCCAGAGGCAAUCAUGGAAGUGAAGGGACAAAAGUUGCUUGUCACAAGAGGCCUGCAGAAAGACUACAGAACAGAUCAAGUGUCUGGAACAGAUGUCCCCUGUUGGUUUGUGCACAACAGUGGAAAAGGUUUCAUCGAUGGACAGUACAAGGCUUACUUUGUGCCUCAGCUCUAUAGCUUCCUGAAAUGGCCUUAAAGGUUUAGCAUUUUGGAAAUUAUAUGCAUAAAUAUACAUUUUUUUCCCUGCCACUUUUGCAAUCAUUCUUCAGUUUGAAUAAUUAUAAGCUAAGCAGAUAUCGUGGUGGUUUAUAAAACAUGUUAACAUGUGUGAAGAAAAUAAAUACUUCUCAAAGAA
This is a messenger RNA of Manis pentadactyla (Chinese pangolin), 3113 nucleotides long. RefSeq names its product inter-alpha-trypsin inhibitor heavy chain 2 (gene ITIH2). The record is from RefSeq and is a predicted model, not a curated record. Gene Ontology annotation, molecular function: serine-type endopeptidase inhibitor activity. Gene Ontology annotation, biological process: hyaluronan metabolic process. The transcript has 21 exons. NCBI's taxonomy places the organism in Eukaryota, Metazoa, Chordata, Mammalia, Pholidota, Manidae. The coding region runs from base 114 to 2954 and encodes 946 amino acids.